Scutellospora calospora is the source of this 330-nucleotide messenger RNA. NCBI's taxonomy places the organism in Eukaryota, Fungi, Glomeromycota, Glomeromycetes, Diversisporales, Gigasporaceae. The record is from the annotation of a GenBank genome assembly.
AUGUCUAACUAUUCAUCUUCUUCUAGUUCAAUUACCUCCACUGAAAUAAUUCCAAAUACACAAUUGAUAUUAGUAAAAUGUAGAUUAAAUAUGUCUUUUCAAGAAGACACCUGCAUUGCAUUGGUUAAUUAUGAUUCCGAUACUACUUUAUCAGAGUCAGGUAAAAAAUCACCUCAUGAAAUAUGCCAUCUUGCAGAAACAUUCAGAGAAAUCAAUAAAAAACAAAAUCAACUUGAAGAAUUAUUUGAAAAGCAUAAUGAAUAUAUAAUUGCCCUGCAAAAAAAACUUGUUGAACAUGAAAAAGAAAGAGAUAAUGCAAAUAGAGAUUAA